AUGGCAGUUGUCGGUAGAGGUUCAGACAUCUUGGCGCUGCGAAAUAGUUUCGUCGCCGGUUGGCCAAGCCACGGGCGAUUGAAUUUCGAUCCGAUCUGUGUGCCCUUUUCCAACGUACGACUGUUGCACGUGACAAGCCGUCAGCGGAUACAGCCCAUCUUUUACCUGCUGCUCAUGUCCACACGUCAUCAGCCGUCGUCCGUAGCUCAUGGCAACAUGUUUUCACGUGCUGCUCGUCAUCGUUCUGACCGCAGAGGAAACGACAGCCUUCUUCUUUCUGACAUCCGCUACCUGCGUUUGAUGAGCAGCCUGCCAACAGCGAUGCAGGCUAAUGCACUUUGCUGA
Messenger RNA from Soboliphyme baturini, 345 nucleotides. The record is from the annotation of a GenBank genome assembly. NCBI's taxonomy places the organism in Eukaryota, Metazoa, Nematoda, Enoplea, Dioctophymatida, Soboliphymatidae.